Molecule: messenger RNA, 732 nt
Organism: Cavenderia fasciculata
Lineage: Eukaryota; Evosea; Eumycetozoa; Acytosteliales; Cavenderiaceae
Gene: gtf2f2
Product: TFIIF subunit
Exons: 3
Coding region: 1-732 (243 amino acids)
Biological process (GO): transcription by RNA polymerase II; transcription initiation at RNA polymerase II promoter
Cellular component (GO): transcription factor TFIIF complex
Source: RefSeq, a predicted model, not a curated record
AUGAGCGAAGAUAGCAACGAUGCAUUGGUAGAUGAAUUAAACACAGAUAAUGCAGAGAACCAAGCUUGGUUGGUCAAAGUACCAAAGUUUCUUGUCGAUCAUUGGAUGAGUAGAGGUGCAGACGCUGAGAUUGGCAAACUCUACUUUAAGAGUUCAAAUUUAUCAUUGACAAUCUCUGGUACAACCAAUGAAAAUGAAGAGUUUCAAUUGGCAACUACACCAGUGAUAGAAUCGAAUCCUCUCAAGAUCUUUUCAGAGGACAAGGAGAAUGCGUUGGCUCUUGAAGGAAGUGUUGGAUUGAAAUGUGAUAUUAGAAUGAAUGUCGAUUCAAAGGGUUAUCGUGAACUCUGUAGAGGACGUUCAGAAUCGUACAACACAAAGACACGUCAGAGUAAAACAUUAGAGGGUCAUCAAACAUCGAUCUUUAAGAAUCACAACCCCAUCAAACCGACAGUGUCCACGUUGGCCGCUGUAAUGAAAACCAAGAAACAAGAAGACAAGAGAGAACGUAUGGCCGAGGAUGAACUGGUCGAUCUCUUGUUCCAUCUCUUUGAAGAGAAAACUUAUUGGGAUUUAAAGAGUUUAAUUAGUCGUACUGAACAACCUCAAGCAUGGUUAAAACAAGUUUUGGAAAGAAUUUGUAUAUUAAACAAGAGAGGACCACAUAGAAACUAUUAUGAAAUUAAAUCAGAAUAUAAAAACAAUUCAAAACAAUCUGAUUUAAAGGAUUAA